CGGCCCUCAAGUUCACAACAGCAACAGCAGCAACCAGAGCAGCAGGCGCUCAGCAGCCCAGCCCUUCCCUCCCAGACUGCCCAAGAGGACCCACUUCUGGGUGGCCAGUGACUGUCCUGCCCCACAAUGGGGACCACAUUCAGAGCGGCCCUGGUCUUGGCCUGUUUGGCUGUCGCUUCUGCCGCCUCCGAGGGAGGCUUCGAGCCUCCAGAGAUGAGGGAGCUGAGACAGGAGCCCCUCGUCCAGCACCUUCAGGAAGUUGGCUAUGCGGCACCCCCAUCCCCACCCCUGACCAGAGGCCGCUCCAUGGAUCACUCUGGCACUUCCCAGCAUGGCCCUCCCUUUGAGGGGCAGAGUGAAGUGCAGCCCCCUCUGCCUCACAAAGGCGACCCUCUCCAAGAAGAGCUGCCUCCGCCCCAACUCCCCGUUGAACAGAAAGAGAAUCCUCCUCUCCCUCAGGAAGGUGACCCUCUCCAAGAAGAGCUGCCCCCUCCCCAGCUCCCCUUUAAACAGAAAGUGGCUCCCCCUCUGCCUCAGGAAGCCCAUCCCCUCCAAGAAGAACUGCCCCCUCCCCGAUUCCCGGUUGAACAGAAGGAAGUAGAUCCACCUGUUCUACAGCAGGAGGUCGUCGGAGACAGGCAGAGACUGGAAAAGCCAGUUCCCUUCAUGCGCCAAGGCCGUCCAGUGUCUGAGUCAUGGAAUUCAGCCCAGCAUUGCCAACAGGGCCGGUCCCGAGGGAGCUGGGGCCACCGGCUGGAUGGCUUCCCCCCAGGGCAGCCCUCUCCAGACAAUCUAAACCAGAUCUGCUUUCCUGACCGGCAGCAUGUAGUUUAUGGCCCCUGGAACCUGCCACAGACUGGCUACUCCCACCUCAGUCGCCAGGGCGAGACCCUCAAUUUGCUGGAGACUGGAUAUUCCCGUUGCUGCCGCUGCCGGUGCCAGGCGAACCGCCUAGACUGUGCCAAACUCGUGUGGGAGGAUGCAAUGACCCGGUUCUGUGAGGCUGAGUUCUCGGUCAAGACCCGACCCCACUGGUGCUGCAGACGGCAGGGGGAGGCUCGAUUCUCCUGCUUCCGGGAGGAAGCUCCCCGGCCACACUACCAGCUCCGGGCCUGUCCCAGCCACCUGCCUGGCAUUUCCUCGGGCCCCGAGGUGCCUUUUCCCCCUGGGGCACCCACACUGGACAAUGUCAAGAACAUCUGCCAGCUGAGACGUUUCCGUGCCGUGCCACGCAACCUCCCAGCUACUGACCCCAUCCAAAGGCAGCUGCAGACUCUGACCCAGCUGGAGGGGGAGUUCCAGCGCUGCUGCCGCCAGGGCCACAACCACACCUGUACAUGGAAGGCCUGGGAGGAGGCCCUGGAUGGAUACUGCGACCGGGAGCAGGCCGUGAAGACCCACCGGCAUUCGUGUUGCCGCCACCCUCCUAGCCCUGCCCGCGAUGAGUGCUUUGCCCGUCGAGCUCCCUACCCCAACUAUGACCGGGACAUCUUGACCCUUGACCUCAGCCGAGUCACCCCCAACCUCAUGAGCCAUCUCUGUGGAAACGGAAGAGUUCUGUCCAAGCAUAAACAGAUUCCUGGGCUGAUCCAGAACAUGACUGCUCUCUGCUGUGACCUGCCAUUCCCAGAGCAGGCCUGCUGUGCUGAGGAGGAAAAAUUAGCCUUCAUUGAUGAACUGUGUGGGCCCCGGCGGAACUUCUGGCGAGACCCUGCUCUGUGCUGUGACCUGAGUCCUGGGGAUGAACAGACCAACUGCUUCAACACCAACUAUCUGAGGAACGUGGCUCUAGUGGCUGGAGACAAUGCCAGGGGCCAGGGGCAGCAGAGCCCAACAGAGGGAACAAAUGCCAGCCCCACCUCUGAGCCCCAGGAAGAAUGAGUCACCCCAGAGCCUUGAAGGAUCAGAUGGGGGGACUCCACCCUACCCCACCCUCCUCGAACACUCAUCACAGUAAACACCUCUGGGAUUUGGCGUGCUCGUUCUAUGUAACACCGCACACACAAACACACCCUCCUCAGCCUGCUUGGAUUUCCUUCAUGAGGAUGCCUGAGGCCCACGGCCCUGUCUCCUCCUGAGCAGAAGAUGUUUCACAGGUUGUGUGAUGGGACUAUAACUAAACGGAGUGACUUCACUAUUUGUCGUCUUGAAUUUAUUCAAGUAUUUAAAAAGGAGCACUACCAGGGCCAGCCGGUGGCAUGGUGGGUAAGGGGCUGGACUCCCACAUGGCCUCCUGCAGUUCGCCCA
This is a messenger RNA of Tupaia belangeri chinensis (Chinese tree shrew), 2247 nucleotides long. RefSeq names its product extracellular matrix protein 1 (gene ECM1). Gene Ontology annotation, biological process: regulation of bone mineralization; signal transduction. The transcript is spliced from 13 exons. Bases 127 to 1881 code for a protein of 584 amino acids. The record is from RefSeq and is a predicted model, not a curated record. NCBI's taxonomy places the organism in Eukaryota, Metazoa, Chordata, Mammalia, Scandentia, Tupaiidae. Gene Ontology annotation, cellular component: extracellular region.